This is a messenger RNA of Lacerta agilis (Sand lizard), 4031 nucleotides long. RefSeq names its product kelch like family member 29 (gene KLHL29). Bases 150 to 2780 code for a protein of 876 amino acids. Lineage: Eukaryota; Metazoa; Chordata; Lepidosauria; Squamata; Lacertidae. Gene Ontology annotation, molecular function: protein binding. The record is from RefSeq and is a predicted model, not a curated record. The transcript is spliced from 13 exons.
AUUUGGUUUCAUAGACCCCUUGCUUUAAGGAGUUGGAAUCUUGUGGUUACUUCUGAUUGCAAGAGAUUGAUUUAAAUACAGAUUCUGGGAACUGUAAGGCAACCUCUGAAAAUCCCUUUGAGAAGAGGCGGAAGCCUCCUUUGGCCGAGAUGUCACGGCAUCACAGCCGGUUUGAAAGAGAUUAUCGCACAGGAUGGGACCGCCGGGAGUGGAGCACCAAUGGGAACCAUGUGAACAGCAGUAACUGCAACAGCACAGUGAACAGCAAUAGCAACAAUAGACCAGGGCUUCUGCCUGUGCCAAUUGUACCCUCACGUCUGCAUGCCCCAGCCACAGUUGCUUGUACCACAGUGAACAGUGAUGUGAUAACCACCCUUGUGGCCAACUCUUCUGCAGCUGCAACAACCAAAACGCCUUGCAUUUCAAAGACAGAGAAUCAGCCACAAGGAUUAGCAACCAGCGUCAGGUGGGGACAGACACCCAUCAAUCAGUCUACACCCUGGGACACAGACGAACCCCCAUCCAAACAGAUGAGGGAGACUGAAAACCCAGGUACAGCUCCAUGGGUUACAACAGUUGCAGCAGGUAGCCAGCCAACUCUUAUCACUCAUUCUUAUGGGAUGACUCAACCUCCGACCUUCAGCCCAGCCGUGAACGUCCAAGCCCCUGUCAUUGGAGUUACACCCUCACUCCCUCCUCACGUUACCCCCCAGCUUCCAUUAAUGCCAGCUCAUUACCAGCUCCAGCAGCAGCCUUCACAGCCUCUGAGUAACAUGGUUGUGAACCUGCAAAGCCAGCCUCUGUACACUAACAGCCAGCCCAUUACAAUGUCUUCUAUGACCGGGGUUGGUCAGGUGACUCACCCGGGCCACAGUACAGUAGGGAACGGUCAUAUGACUUGUCCUAUCCUGCCUCCACCACCACCUGCUUUGCCUUCAGCCGCCCUACCUAAUAGUGUUCCGGCUACCAAUGGGCAGGCUGCUCCUCAGCUUCCUCCUAACCAGACGGGCAGUCAGGACAGCACAAAUGGCGUACAGAUGCUACGGACGGUUGGUGUGGGAAAGUACGAGUUUACGGAUCCUUGGCACCCAAAAGAAAUGUUGAAGGAGUUGAACCAGCAACGCAGAGCGAAAGAGUUUACAGACCUGAAAAUUAUUGUUGAAGGCAAAGAGUUUGAAGUCCACCAAAAUGUUCUAGCUUCCUGCAGCUUGUAUUUCAAGGACCUGAUUAAAAGGUCACCCCGGGACAGUAGCAGAAGCAGUGAGAAGCUGGAGUUGGAAUUAUCAAAUCUCACGGCGGAUGUCCUGGAAUUACUGCUGGAGUUUGUUUAUACAGGUUCCUUAGUAAUAGAUUCCGUCAAUGCCAAAACUCUUCUGGAAGCUGCCAGCAAGUUCCAGUUUCAUACAUUCUGCAAAGUCUGUGUGUCAUUUCUAGAAAAACAGUUGACUGCUAGCAAUUGCUUAGGAAUAUUAGCCAUGGCUGAAGCGAUGCAGUGCAGCGAGCUAUACAACAUGGCAAAGGCCUAUGCCCUGCAGAUUUUUCCGGAGGUGGCAAAUCAAGAGGAGAUUCUUAAUAUCUCGAAAGACGACUUCAUUUCCUAUAUGUCCAAUGACAGCCUGAACACAAAAACGGAAGAGCUGGUUUAUGAAACGGUGAUAAAGUGGAUUAAAAAAGAUGCUGUGAUCAGAGCCCAGUAUGCUCCUGAGUUGCUGGCAGUGGUCCGCCUACCCUUCAUCCAUCCCAGUUAUCUGCUAAACGUUGUUGACAAUGAGGAGUUGAUAAAGUCUUCAGAGGCCUGCCGGGAUCUAGUGAAUGAAGCGAAGCGUUAUCACAUGCUGCCUCACGCCCGACAAGAGAUGCAGACUCCAAGAACCCGACCCAGGUUAUCAGCAGGUGUGGCUGAAGUAAUAGUCCUCGUCGGUGGACGUCAAAUGAUUGGGAUGAAUCAACGCGCCUUAACAGCAGUAACGUGCUUCAACCCUCAGAGCAACAAAUGGUACCCCCUGGCCAGCUUGCCCUUCUAUGACAGGGAGUUUUUCAGCGUGGUGAGUGCUGGAGACAACGUCUAUCUCUCAGGUGGCAUGGAGUCUGGAGUCACACUCUCUGACGUCUGGUGUUACAUGUCACUACUCGAUAACUGGAAUCUCGUUUCCCGAAUGACAGUCCCGAGGUGUCGGCACAACAGCCUGGUGUAUGAUGGGAAAAUAUAUACCAUUGGAGGCCUUGGUGUAGCAGGCAACGUUGAUCACGUGGAGAGGUACGAUACUAUCACCAAUCAAUGGGAGACAGUCGCUCCGUUGCCAAAGGCUGUGCAUUCUGCAGCUGCCACCGUUUGCGGUGGGAAGAUCUAUGUGUUUGGCGGAGUAAAUGAGGCUGGCCGUGCCGCUGGAGUCCUUCAGUCAUACGUCCCUCAGACUAAUACAUGGAGUUUUAUAGAGUCACCCAUGAUAGAUAACAAAUAUGCUCCUGCAGUCACUCUCAAUGGUUUCAUCUUUAUUCUUGGAGGAGCUUAUGCACGAGCGACCACCAUCUAUGACCCAGAAAAAGGCAAUAUCAAAGCAGGCCCCAACAUGAACCACUCCAGGCAGUUCUGCAGUGCGGUGGUUCUUGAUGGAAAAAUUUAUACCACGGGUGGAAUUGUCAGCAGCGAAGGCCCUGCUCUGGGAAAUAUGGAAGCCUAUGACCCCAAAACAAACACAUGGACGCUUCUGCCCAAUAUGCCAUGCCCUGUCUUCCGACAUGGCUGCGUAGUAAUUAAAAAGUACAUUCAGAGUGGUUGAUGGCCAUGAAGACAAGGAUUUCAAACAGGCUGUCGCCUGCUGAAAGUAGGCAAGAAAAAGAAACUGUCCUACAGAGAAAAAUCAAGGAAAUGAAUAACCGGCAAACAACCUGUCUAAAAUUGGGAAUAAUCUCUACAUUGAAUGUAGAAAUUCAUCCUCACCUUUUGGUGAAGGAGCGGACAGCUCCAUGCUAUGUACGAUAGUGUGACUUAACACAAGUGUGCCACUAGAUGUCGUAGUGGCACUUGUUACAGACAGAGUUUUGGUCUACCCAGGUGCAAUAAUAGCAUUUCCCAUACGUUGUUUAACUAGGGGGAAAGGAAGAGUCGGCGUUAACACUCCUAGAGAGCAAGCUCGGUUCUUAAAACAACUGAUUAGGUUUUGCUAUUACACUUUAAGCAUCGGGCUAUGUGAAAGGAAGGUCAAAGUGUCCUUACCACUUUGAUUGCUACAUUUUUCUUUUUAAACCAACAUAUGCUUUUCAAUACCAAUGACCGAGAUAGAACUUAUGUGACAGACUGCGUAGAUUGAGGUCAGUCUUCCACCAGAGCAGAUGUUUAUUACGGCUCCUUAGAGCAGAGCUAAUAAAAGGAUAGAAGUGUGUCUGUCUGUCUGUCUACUAGCAUUCCAUGUCCUUUUAAUGAAAAGGUUUUCUGAAAUUGUAUGCCAAUGUGAAUGUGUGGUCGUGAGGAGGGCUUGUUUCUCCCUUUCUACUGUUUUUCUACUGUAUGAACAAAAUGACAGCUAAAUUUCUGUAAAGCAAGAGGCAUCUAGGAGCUUUUAUUAAACUUUUAUUUAUCUAUUCAAAGUUUAAAAUGAAUAUUCUGUGUUGGGUUUCCCUGAGCCAGUUAUUUAAGGCAAUGCCUUUUAGUGGGGGUCUAAGAUAGCCACUGAACGAUAGUCCACUAUCCAGGAUAUAUGCCACUGUCUAUAUUUUUGUCAGAUGAAUCAAGAUCCUAUCUAUUUUUUCAAACUCUCUCGCUCUGCCCCCUCCCCUUUCCCAAGUAUAUGUGGGAGUCUUAAAAGAAACCCUCUCUUUCCCCAAGAGGCUUUCAGUGGCUGCUUUUCUUAGAAUAAAUGCUUCUGCAGCUUUCUCACUGCACAGGUUUAACAACUAUAAUUGGAAACGCAUCAGGUUCUUUCCUACUUUAGAGAGAGGGUGUGUGGGGAAAAGGUUCUGUAGAGUUGUAAGUAUAUACACAGCAGGGCUAUAUUUUUAUAUGUAUAUUAAAAUAUUGUAUAUUCAGAGAA